AUGAAAAAGCAAUCAGCCAAGUAUUCAAAAACAGAGCCCUCGGCAAGGAGAUCCAACAAAUCACCCACUAGUCCCAGCGGAAAUCCAAAACCUGAGGAUAUGCUUACUCAAAGCCAAGUAAAUUAAGAACUCUUAAAAACUCAAUAAUCUUUUCGUAGCUCAACUGGCCAUUAAGGACAGACUCCAUCUAUAAGUUCUAAAGUGACACAAUCAGUAACAUCUCCUGGUAGAAAUAUGUAGAAAAGACCUUCACAAAUAAUAUCAAAACAGUAAUUGCAAAACAUGCAUGAACGCUCUGUAAUCAAAGUUCUUGGAAUGAAUAUGGAGGCAGUAUGUCCGAAAAAGAAUCAUGAAAAAAAUAAGAUGCUCUACAUUUGUUAAUAUGGAGAUUGUAAGGCGGACAACAGAUUGGGAUGCUCAUACUGUUUGGUAGAAUCUCAUAAUGAUCAUUCCUAACAAGUAAUGGAAGUUUAAACCUUUUGUAAGAUAUUUGAUGAUAGAAAAAAGCAAUUUAAAAAUCUAAGCGACACAAUCUUGCAAGUACCAGAUAAGACAGCUUAAGUAAGCUUAUUUUUUGAAUAACUAAGAGAUUAAAUAAUGGAUCGGUUGAAAUAAAUAGAAAAGAAUAUUUUGCAAUCAAUUUAGGAAUAAUUGGCAUGGAAGCCAUUAUAAAAGGAGAUUUUAUACAGAGUGGAGGUUCUGAGUUCUAAACUCAUUUUUGAUAUGACACAGGAUGAAUUGAAGGAGAGCUUAGAAUUUAUUUAAGGUAAACAUUUUAAAGAGUUGGAAUAUAUAAAAUAAGAGACGAAUAAUUAUUUAAGUUAAAAAAUAGCCUUAGUUGAACAUAUUUGGAAUGAUUAUAAAAUUUAAUUAGAAACAGAUAUAACUCAACAACUUAAUGAUUACAAUAAGGUGAUGUUUUUAGAUCCAUAGAGCAAAGAGUUCGCUGAAUAUAAGAUGCAAUUUUUCUAAUAAAAGCAAUUGAAAGUGAAUGAAUUGAGUUAACCCUUCCAUUAAUAAUUAGAGAUGCUUAAGGAAGAAGAAAGGAAAGUAGAGGAGAAAAAACAAGAAGAAAUUAGAAUCCAAUAGCAAAUAGAAUAGAGAAAGAAGGAGGAGGAGGUUAAAAAAGAGAAAGAAAGACAAAAACAAGUGCAAGAAUAGAUUCUCAAAUAAAAAGAAGCUUAAAAGAAUUCUGAGAGAUAGAGUGAAAGAGAUAAACUUCUUAAAACCUUUCCUUAUAAGUUAUACACAGAAGAUUGUCAACAUAGGACUAAGUGCAAUACAAUACCUAUUUUUUCAUGCUGCAAUAAGGCGUAUCCUUGUUCACAAUGUCAUGGAUUUGUGGCUCACCCUCCUCGGAUAUAAGUUCCCAGUUAUAGAUAUUGCAUGAAAUGUCUUGAAAUUUAUCUGGUUAUGUACCCAACUAAUUAGGCCAUUAAUUGUCUGAAGUGUUAAAAGUGA
Messenger RNA from Paramecium tetraurelia, 1461 nucleotides. RefSeq lists its product as uncharacterized. Lineage: Eukaryota; Ciliophora; Oligohymenophorea; Peniculida; Parameciidae. The transcript is spliced from 3 exons. Gene Ontology annotation, molecular function: zinc ion binding. The record is from RefSeq and is a predicted model, not a curated record.